AUGGAGCUAGAAUUAGGACUCAAAAUCACUAAAACUAAAGAUGACAUUGAUUCCAUUUCUGAGUAUCAAUUUAUGAAGGAUGCAGGACCAGUUUUUCAUUCUAGAGAAACCAAUACCAUGUUCAUCCUCUCUGCCAAUCUCAAAGGUUAUAAGAGAAAUAACAUUGACAUCAUGAUUAGUAAAGAUGGGAGUAAGAUAUCAAUUAAUGGAAAGAAACCAAUUCAAGAAAUGGUGAUGAUGGGAUGGGUAAUGCAAAGGAAAGUGGUUGAUGUUAAAGGUUUCAAUAAGGUUUUCAAAAUUCCUCAUGGUGUGAAUUUGGAUAAGAUAAAAGCAAAUUACAAUGAAGAGGAGUGGGUGAUGAAUAUUGUCAUGCCAAAAUUGGUCAAAGGGAUUUGUGGUCUUAAGAUUGAGGAAUUUAAGGAACAAUAUUUUGACAAAGGAAAAUCACACCUAGAGAAAAGUGAAAUUGAUCAUGUCUCUAGUAGUGUUGGAGAGACAAGCCAAAAAGGGUUUAAAGAUUCUGAAUUUCAACACAUGGAAGGAAGUGAAAAUAUCAUAGAAAAGAUGCUUGAUGAUGACAUCAACAAGAAAUUUAAUAAAGAGAUAAUAGAAAAAGAAGUUGAAAAAUCUAAGUUGAGAAUUGAGGAUGGAAAUGGAGAGAUUAGAAAUGGAAUUGAUGGUGUUAUUAAGGACAUAAGAGAAAAAGAUAUAAAAGAAAAAGAAAUGUCUAACUUAAGGGUUAAGGAUAGUAAGGUGAAAGAUAUAGAAGAAAGAGAUGGAAAGAAAACAUAUGAAGCAUUGAAGACAUUAGAAGAUAUGGAGAAAACGGUUAAUGAAACCAACAAGGAUAUAAAUGAAAAAACAAUAGAAAAAGAAGUUGAAGAUUUUAAAUUGAGAAUUGAAAAGGGUUGCAAAGAAGAAUAUGAAGAGACGAAGAAAUCAGAACGAGAUCAAGGUGUUGGUGAAUUCAUCUCAAACAAGUUUCAAGAUAUGAGCAAAGAUAAAGAGUUUGAGAAUCAAAAGAUGGAUAGUAGAAGUGCUAGCAAGAAGCAUGAUGAUGUUAGUAGGGACAAAAUUGGAGGGACAAUAAUAGGAGAAAAAGAAGAAUCUAACUUGAGGAGUGAAGAUAGUAAGGUAAAAGAUAUUGGUAAAGGAAACUCACAUAACAUUGUAGUUACAAGCCAAAGAGUUUUUGAAGAGUCUAUGAUUCAACAAAGUGGAGAGUCAAAACAAAAAGAGUCUAAAGAACACUUUGAAGAAAGUGAGAAAGAAAAUAGUUUAGAACCAUUUGAAGCAAUGAAAGAAUGUGUUUUAAAAAAGCUUGGUGGUAAGGAAGGGCUUGAUGAUGAAAUAGUGCUUAUAAAGAAGGAGUUUCCUAAGCACUUACCUAGAAGUGCCUCAAAAGAAAGGGUAGAAUUGAAUGUUGACAAGAUGCAAGAAACCAAAAAUGUGAAAGAAGAAAUGGUGAACAAAGAGGUUGAAUAUUUUACAGAUAAGGGUGAAGGUGAAAGAUUUGAAAGGAAGCAUGUGGAAGAAAAGAAAGACAACAAUACAAGAGAGACAAUGCAAGAGGAAUACAAAGAAAGAACUAAGGAAAUCCACCAAGAAGUAGAAGAUACAAUUGAAUAUGGUUUAGUGAAGUUGAAAGGAGAGGGUUCAACAAAGAAUAAUGGUGAACCAAAUAAGCCUUUUGAGAGAGAGAGUGUAAAUAAAGGAACAUUUGAUGAAAGAAAAGCUCAUAAGUGUCGAGAGAUUGAACAAAUUGAAGAUGUCAAUGAAAAGGGUGCAAAUAUUGAAAAGUCUAUGAAGAAAGGAAAUAACGAUAAAUAUAAGAAGGUUCGAGAUGAAGAAAAUGAAGGUUUCAAGACAAACAAAACUAAGAUGAAAGAUGAAAUAUUUUUGCAAGAAGAGACGAACAAAGGAAUAUCAAAAGCAAGCAAUGCUGCUAAAGAAGUUUUUUCACAUAACACUGUAGAUUCAGGCCAAAGAGCUUUUGAAGAGGCUUUGAUUCAACAAAGUGGAGAGUCAAAACAAAAUGAAAUUGGAGGAUCAAACUGCGACUCUAAGGAAAGGCUUAAAGAAGUUUUGAAAGAAAGUAGUAUGAAACAAAAUGUAGUUGAUCAUAUUCAUAGUAAAAUUGGUUGUACAAACCAAAAUGAAUUUAGAGAACCAAGAAUUCCACAAAAGGAGAAAACUAAAAGCAUUGAGGUGAAGAAAAAUGAAGGAAUGGAUUUCGAAAAGACGCCUUUUGAAGUCAAUGAAGAUGUUCAAAAAGCCAUUCUUGGAGAUGCCAUCCAAAAGGAAGAGUUUCCUAAAAACUUACCAAAAAGUAGUGUUAAUGAAAGUGAAGGGUUGAAUGUUCAAAAGAUUCAAGAAUCCAAAAAUGUGAAAGAAGAAGUGAAGGGAAAAGAGAUUGAAUAUUUUGAGGAGAAGGGUGAAGGUGAAAGAUUCAAAAGGAUGCAUGUGAAAACAAAGAAAGGAAACACAAGAGAGAUAAUGCAUGGGGAAAUUGAAAAUAAUGAGAAUGAAAUUAAGGAAACUGGUCAACAACAUGUAAAGGAGAAUACUACAAAAGAAAUGGAUGAAGUCUCAAAGAAUGUGACAGGAGAGUUGAAACAGAAAGUUGCGGAAAUCGAUGAAAGUAAAGGAUUCAAUGUUGCAAAGGAGGAAGAACAAAAAAAGGUUACUAAAAAAGCAUUGGUUGAAAGAGAAAGUUUGAUGGAAAAGGUGGAAGGAAAACAAUCCAAGGAGAGAACUAAGGCUAAAAUAGUCCAAGACAAGGAUGAUAAGAUUGAAUUUGGUUUAGUAAAGUUAAAAGAAGAGAGACCUGCAAAGAUCCAUGUUGAUGGAAGAAGUUUUCAAGAGAAGGAGGAAAGUAAAGAUGUAAAUGAAAAGGGUGAAAAAACCGAAAGUUUUGGGAAGAAAGUAAAUAGUAAGAUACAAAAUGAAGAAGAUGAAGACUUCAAGAAAGGUGUAACAAAGGAAAAAGGUGAAUUUCAUUUGUCGGACGGUGUGAGUGAAAGAAGAUCUCAAGAUUCCAAGGAUGUAAAAGAGUAUUUUCAGAUGAAAAUGUUAGAUUCUCAAAUUGAUACAAGAGAGGAACUAAAGGAUGGAAAUAUCGAGAAAAUAAAAGGUCUCAAAGAGAAUGAAAAAGUUGUAUCAUUUGUGAAGAAAGUGAAGUUGCAAGAAGAAGAAAUCAAGGAGAGAACUAAGGCAAUAGUUCAAGAUGAAGAAGAUAAAAUUGAAUAUGGUAUAGUAAAGUUUAGAGGAGAAGAAUCCACAAAUCGCACACAUAAGUUUCAAGAGAAGGAGGAAAUAGAAGAUUUCAAUGAAAAGGGUGAAAAAUCCAAAGAGAUUGUGAAUCAAAUGAAUAAGAAGAUACAUAAUGAAGAAGAUAAAGGUUUUCAGAAAAACACAAUAAAGGAAAGAGAUGAAUAUUUUUUGCAAGAAGUGAUAAGUAAAGGAAGAUCAAAAGCAACUAAGGCUGCAAAUGAUCCUAUUGAUGAGUUAAUUGAGAAAGAGAAUAUUGGUAUUGGAAUAGUUGAUGGAAGAAAAACACAAAAUUUUCAAGUGAUGAAUCAAACUCAAGAUGCAAAUAGUGAAAAGACUAUGAAGAAAAUGAAUGGAAACAAAGAAGUAAGUGAAAAAGUUGAACAAGUGGAAGCAAAUGAAGGUUUGAGGAAUGAUAUAAAGGAACAAAAUUUUGGUGAGUCAAUGACAAAAGAAGAACUUCAAGAGUUUGAGAUGGAAAGAAUAAGAAAUUAUGAGAGAGAAUUUCAAUCAGUAGUAAGUAUCGGAUUUAAGGAGUUUGAUUACAAGAAUGCGAAAGAUAAGAAACCGAAGACGAAAUUUGAAAGCAAGGAGAGAUAUGAUUCAAAAGAUGAAAGUAUGAACCAAGAAAGUUUUAGUCCAAAGAAACCAAAACAAGUAGGAGAAAAUUGCACUCGUAACAAAUUAUGCACAACAGAGGUUGAAACUAUGGACGAUCAACUGAUUAAUUUUCAACAAUCAAAAGAUGAAAUAACCAGAAAAUCAGAAUGUGUUAUUCAAGAAAAAGUUGCAAAGAGUGAAGAAGAAAAGAAGCCUAAAAUGAAGGAAAUAACUUCUCAGUUUGACUUGGCUAGUGGAUCCAAAAUGGUAGCAGAAGACGAACAAUGCAUAAACAAUGAACAAGAAACAAAACUUGGAAUACAAGAAAUUGAAGAAGAAAAAGACUAUAAACAAGUGUAUGAAGAACAAAGAGAAAGUAAAGAUGAAACAUAUGGAGGGAAAAAGAACAAUGCAAAAAUAUCAAAGAAACUGUUAGUUCCAUUGGUUAUAGCAGGAUCAGCAUUACUUGCUUCUAUAGUAUUUAUCUUUGUUAGGCAUAAAAGAUCUACAAAAAUGUAA
This is a messenger RNA of Vicia faba (fava bean), 4389 nucleotides long. The record is from the annotation of a GenBank genome assembly. NCBI's taxonomy places the organism in Eukaryota, Viridiplantae, Streptophyta, Magnoliopsida, Fabales, Fabaceae.